Messenger RNA from Porites evermanni, 20152 nucleotides. NCBI's taxonomy places the organism in Eukaryota, Metazoa, Cnidaria, Anthozoa, Scleractinia, Poritidae. The record is from the annotation of a GenBank genome assembly.
AAAAUGGCGGAGAAAUCGGGAGCUUUCUAGAUGAUCGGUCAUUUGGAAUGGCGCACACAGAUGACCAAUGGGUCAGGCUGUUUAAUGUAUCGGAUCCGCGUAGAGCUUAUGCCGGCCAUACAUUGUAUAAAGUUACUUCCAAGGUAACGAAAAUCGUAUAAAUUUUAAUUUUGUAAUUGCAUGGGUGUCUCAAGCAAGGGAUCAACUGUCCACCAAUUUGAGUUUCAUUCUAUACUUGUGUAUUUGACAAGUUAAUGAAAUUUUUGUCUUUCCUGAUGGCAUUCCCUGGUAGAAAUACCCUUUGAUUUCUUCCAUUUAACCUACUUUUAACUACGUUAGCUUAAACCCAGUCUUCAAAAAACAAUCUUAUUUGACGUUUUUUAUUACGUUCGUGUCGCAGGUGUUUCAAAGAGAAUUUCCUGAGGGAGCGACUGAGGUAUGUUUUUAUUAUUUGCCAAUUUUAUCUCUCCAAUUUUUUCAUCCUGCUUGGAAAAUCAAUGAUCAAAAAUGGAAAAAAAACGUGCUUGAAUCUAUUUAUUCUGCAAAAAUAAUGCAUGCGCAAUGAAACAAAUGUUUUGCAAUUAAGCCACUAACUGUGAGGUCUCUCGCAGUAGGAAAUUUCAAACGUCAUUUAGUAAAAUACAUAAAAACAGGUACGGCCUGCAACCUUCUUUAAGAUGGAUACCUUUUGGUCAGCAGCUCAGUUGGGGUGAGGACAAAACAUGGACCCGGAGUCCAUGGACAGGGUGCAAAGAAAAUCAUUUUCCAUUUCGGUAAGCUGAAGCUAGCAUUUACAAGCCCAGGCAUCAUUUCAACUAGCCCCAAAAGCUUUUUGACGAGCAGAAUUGACUUCACAGUUCUUUUGUGAUUCAAAUUGCUCAAAAAACAUCACUUGCCCGUUGGGCAAGUUAAAAACAGAAUUCACCAGCCCGAUAGCAAAAUCCACUAGCCCUGGGCUAUUGGACAUUACUUUCUUUGCACGUUGAUGGAUCCCCCAUUUCGUUGGACUGAGCCCAUGGACCCCCUGUAAUGGACUAGGUUCAUGCCCCCCUAAAAGAAAAUUAAAGAAGGAGAAAUGAAUAAUAAACAUGAUGCAAAUAAACAGCGUCCAUAGUUUUAGUGACAACUCCGUGUCAAGGUAUUGGUUGGCCAGUCAUUUCGACAAGUGGAUGGCUUUCAAAUAAAUAACUAGAAUAAUAAUGCAUCAGUCAAUUCCAGCUCCAACCAUCCAUGAAUUCAAAUUUCCACCUUAAAACCGAAAUCUGUUUUCAGAAAUGUUAGUCUGAUAAUCGCUUAGUGCAUGAAACUCUGAGUUACAGCUGUACAACUCUAUUAACUUCCAUCCUUUGAAUUUGUAUUUGUGUUACCUUUAUUAUUUAUGAUUAUGAUAGUUUUAAUUUUUUUUUGUCUCCUAUAACUCUAAUGAUAUACUUUAUGAAUAAUUUCAUCAAUUUCCUUUGUCCCCAUCCUUAUAGAUCCAAGGGCAGUCAGUGGGGUGGGGAGAAACAGCACAACAAAAUGUUUCCACACAAACAUUUUUAUAGCAUCAUUCAUCCCACCCUGACCGACUGUCCUGAGAAUACUUUAUCUCUUAACUCUAUAUAAUUUGUCCAUGAUAUGAAUAAUGCCAUUAGUUUGAUCUAUCUCCUAACCAGCUUAAUUAUUCAUGAUUAGGCAGGGGUUUUAAUAAGCACCGACAACCACAAAAAGUGUUGGCUACACUGCUCAGAAAAGUCGGCUACUUUUUUCCCCAAAGAAGGAGCAACAAGUUUUAACAACAUCGUAUACGAAUAAUAUAUCAUUAUAACAAGAGAUCAUGUGAUCUCUUGUCAUAAAACCUGAUGAAAAUGUCGUUAUAUGUUUUCACAGGCCUAUUAUGUGAACGCUGUAGAUCAGUCAAUUUUUCACAUGCACGUUUCAUUACAGCUUUACGCAGAAUUUGUUCGUGUGCAAGUGAACGUUAUGUGAUGAUUUUCUUUAAUUUUGUUCAUUACUUGUAGGAGUUGAUUCAGUGGCUGAUAAACUGAAACUUAAAUUAACAUUACAUUUUGUUGAGUGUACUCAAAUGUUCUCAAUUUAGUCCGCAGAAUGCUCGAAAUGGCAAUUUAGGGCUUUUCAAUUUCAAAAUUUUCUGGGAGACCCCCAUAAACAAAGGGACUAACACUGGGUCUCUUGAUACAGUCAGUUACUCUAUUCAAACCUGCUGGCUACUUCAAUUAUUGUUAUUGAAACCCCUGAUUAGGAAUAUUUUGUUAGGGUAAUGUUAGGAGACAAAGGAGAUAAAGAAUCAAACUUGAUUGAAACCAUCUGAACUGUAAUGUUUGCAUGCUGAAUUUAUUCCAGAUAGCAGUAUGGCGACGAUUUACUGACUUCAAGAAAUUGCACCAAGAACUACUGAAGAUCUACUCAUUUAAAGAUCUCAAAGAAGAACUGUUCCCACCUUUCCCAAAGGCAAAAUUCUUUGGUAAUAAUAUUAAGGUGUUUUGAUAAUGGCAGGUUACAGUACACCUAAGGGGCUGUUUACAUGAAGCAGGAGAUCUUAGACACGGAUCAUCCUAGCGCCAUAUGUUUUCUGUAUUCAGUUUACAUGUACAUGUUACAGGUCAACUAUGAUUUCAGGUUAAUUUUGAUUUAACCUAGGUUGAUUCUCAAUUUCUUUUGUUUCCUAGCCCUAAUUAAUGAAUAAUUAGGGCUCGGAGUACUCUGGGUACCAGAGGUUUUUCUCGCGCCUGCAGCGGGAAUUUUCAGUGACACAUUUUCGGCCGUAGGCUGAGGCCACGAGUGGUAAAGCCGGAAACCGUGCGAGAAAAGUCUCUGGCACCCAGGGUAGGCUCGGAGACAAAGGAAAUUGAGAAUCAACCUAGGUUAAAAAAAUGUAACUUGUUGGAAUUUUAUCCUAGCGGGGCCUCAAUAAUGCAAAAGAAAUGCACUAAGAUCUCUUAACAAAAUAAUGUAAGUGCUGGUUGGCUUUCCAGUUCUCCCAUGUCUUAUACUGUAUUUUCAGGUCGUUUUGAAGAGGGAGUUAUUGAAGAGAGAAGAAAAGCUGCAUUGGAGCUUUUGAACUUUGCUGGAAAUAUACCAGAUCUUUUUACUAGUCAGCCGUUUGUGAAGUUCUUUGAGGUAACGAAGAGCAGUUUGCUUGAACAAAAUCUUGUUUGAUGAUGGGGCAGAUGAAUGUCAAAAUGUAGUAUUCUGUUCAUUUAGGCACUGUAGCAAGUUGACCCUAUGUUCAUUUUAUACAAAACUAACAGUUGAACUGCAAUGUAGGGACACCCACUUAAUAUGGACACCCAUUAUAAUGGACAGUUUUGUUUGUCCCAAUGAAAAGCUGAUAUUUUCUCUAAAAUUAGCCCUCUUAAUAUGGAUUGGUUCGUGGACACUUUUCUGUGUCCUGAGUCACAAACUCUACCUGGUUACCUGCACACUGUCAAUUUACCUUGUCACGUUGACAAUGAUGUACAUAUUGUUUACAAAAUUUAAUAAUAAUUCUCAGAUUUCUAUUGGUUAAUGUGAUUUUAUCAUGUAACAUAUAACAAUUGUGUGAUAAGUGUACAGAUUGUAAUCAUUUGUAUACAAAGUAAAAACUAAGAACCUGCAUUUUGCCAAGUUAGGCUAAACAGUUUCUUCCAUAAAUGGUAAUUAGCACAAAUUUAGGUGAUUUACAUGUAGGUUUUACAAUUUAUUCAGGAUUUAGGUUCUUAUUUCCUGAAGAAAAAAUGAAUUGUGACUAAAGAGUAUUUCGCGGUAUUCUGCUCAUUCAUUAGGAAAAAUCUAUAUCCCAUUACAAUUGCAGUUGGAGUAAUAAGGCACCUAUGUCUCCAAAAAGGAUCCUGAAUGUUGGCUCAUCUUAAUAGCCCAAGUGUACAGAAUUUUUUUUUGUAGAUUUUAGAAAAUAAAAACAUGUUUCAAAUUUUAGGUUAAACAUAUUAUUGUACAGAGGGUACCUCACUGGCAAUUAAUUUUAGCCUAACAGGUUCUUAAAAACCAGGGUCUUAGUCGUGGGUUAAAUUUUUACUGUAAUUCUUUGCUUUCCAGGGGGGAUUCCCUGAUAGCCCAAUUCACAGUGAUAGUAUUGCCAGCAGAGAGAGCAGCUUGUCAGAUGCAGAAGGUGAAAGCCCUCCACCAACAGCUGUCUCUGUCCAAGAUGAAACCCAUGACAGUAGUAUCAGGAUUGAGCGCCAAUCUCCAUCACUACCAUGUACUUCAGGGAAAGAAAAUGGUAAGAUUGAUCACUGCAUUUGGCAAAUAUUUAGUAUUAAAUACCAAAUAUUUGCCAAAUGAAGAAAACAACUACGACAUAGUAUAUUCUCCAUACAAACAAUAUUGAAAGAAAUUUGAGUUUAUUAAAAUUUAACAAUAUUGAAAGAAAUUUUAACUUAUUUACAUUUUAGCCUGCGAGCAAGCUCUUCGGGGCACUGUGGCAGUGGGGCGGGAAAAGGAAGGAGAGCUUGCAACUACGCCAAUGGUAUUUGAAUAUAUCUGCAUUGAAAAAGUCAAUGCGAAAUGCUGAUUGGCAGAGAUGACAUUGGCAAUGAUCUUUUACUUGUUUUUCAAUGUUAGUUUGCAUUCAUACUCAUUUCCACUUUGCGCUGAUUUGCGGAAAUCUGACAGCUCAGUCAACGGGGAACCACAAAGGAAUUGGAGGCGGAAUUCAAAUUUCAGAGAUGUAGUUGCAAGCUCCCCUGUCUUUUCCCGCCCCGCCGCCAGAGCACCCCAGUGAGCUUGCAGGCUAUUUAAGUUUAUUUCAAAAUUUUAAUUUCUUUAAAUUUAUUUUGAACAAAUUAAUUUCUUCCAGUAUUGUUUCUACGAAGACUAUACUAUUUUGAAUUGUUAAAAUUUUCUUGUGUGUCUUAGUUAUAUUUUCUUUAUAAUUUAUUUACUUAUAAAUGCAUGUUUUUUUUAAGGUGAUAAUCUGGAUGAAGCUUCAUUGGGAGGGGUUUGGCUCUAUAAACAACCUUCUCUGACAGAAGGUCUUGACAACCUCAGCUCAGAUGAAGAAAGUAAUGAGUGCCAAGAACCAAGUGAAUCAGCACUGUCAACAGCCGAAAAUGAAAUUAAACCAAACAACUUAACUGGAGAGCCAAAUGAAGAGUUUGUCGUGAAUACUGAAGGGGACCAGGAUGAUGUUUUUAUGGAUGAAGCAGUUGAAUGUUCAGAAAGUGACUUUUUGAUAACAGAGAGGGAGAAACGAGACAGCAAUACACAGCCUCCAAACUGGCUUGUGCGAGCGAUUUCAAUCUGUAGUGAAGGAGAGGAUCUAGAAGCCCUUGCUUCUGAAGCUGACUCAGAAGAGCUUUCUUUCCCACAAGCUUUUUCUGAUUAUAGUUCCUGCAGUGGUGAAGAAAGAACUAAAGAAAAUGAGUCGUUAGAGACGGUUCAUGAGAACCAAUUCCAUGAUAAGUCACAAUCUUACUUGUCUGCUGACUCUUACCAUGCUCUAAAUGUACAUGACAAUGAUGACACUGAAAAUUUACCUACAGAAUGUUCUGUGUCUUGUGAUCAUGGACAAGACAACCAUCGUGGAAUAGAAACAGGUCUUGACAAAGCAAGCCAUAUGAUAAAUCCUCCAGCAAAACCAGAGUCGUCUAAUUCAAGCUGUAGCACUGGUGCCCACUCCGAUAAAGACUCUCAUUCUCUGAAGGAUGCCUCUUUUGGCACUGCAGACAAACAGUCAUUCACCAGCUCAAGUGAUUCCGGAAAGGCAUCAACACAGCGGAGACCUAUCUACGACUUAGGGAACAUCUUCAUUGAUUGCAAAGAGAGCGAUUAUUUGUACAUGGCAGGGCACACAAUUCAUAAAGCACUUGAUUGUGAGGUUAGCGGCAGAUAUGAAGAAGCAUUCAGUUUGUACAAGACUUGUGUUAGCUUGCUUUUGAGUGGUGUACAAGGUAACCAUCAUAUUUCGUUUUACAAAAAUAAUUUAGCAGCACUAUUAUUAUUAUUAUUAUUAUUAUUAUUAUUAUUAUUAUUAUUAUUAUUAUUAUCAUCAUUAUUAUUAUUAGAGAAGUAAUCGGUGGCAUUCAGACGUCUUUGAUGUGGACACUCUGUUAUGGUAUACAUACCGUAUUACUGAUUCCUCAAAAUGUGGGCCUUUCACCCUGGAUUAUAGAAAACAUUGAUUUCGACUAAAUUAAGGUUAUUUUCUUGUGUAAUUAAGUUCAAUUACUCACAAAUGAAGUUGUCUUGUUUUUUUCUGGUCAAUUCUUCCUGUGUAUUCCUUGUAAAGCCUCUAUAUACGCUCUGUUUUGAUUCAGAAGUUGAUCAGCAUUUGUUAUGUCUUGGUACGCGAGCGUUCUCUUCCAAUCCUGAGGUGUGGGCACUGAGCGUGUGGUAUAUUCUCCUAAAGACUUCUGGGUGGGAAACAAAACUCCAGUAACCGUGUUGGGCUCAUAAGAGGUUACAGUGCCCACCUCCUUAUAAGGAAACAAAGGAUGCCUGCUACUGGGGGCCUUACAUAUCAUAUUCUGCAUAACACUAGUCACGUGCCAAAAGCACACCAUACUCAUGAGAGUCUGAUUCGAUUCCGGCAUAAGCAUCGGCAACGGCAGAGAAAAUUUAACCCAAAAAGUGGAUUUGCUCUGAUUCGUACUUUAUCGCCCUUAUUCCACCUCUUUUAAUUUGCUAAAUGUUGGUGAUUUUUCAGGAGUUGAAUUCUAAAGGAUCUAAGUUCACAAAAGGAAAAAGAAAAUCAUUGACUUGUGUCUACACCCUCCAUAAAACCUGAAAUUAGUGGAAGUUUCACGUAGUAGUAGUGCAGUGAUGGAAAAGAAAAUCUACAAAAAAGUGUGAUCAAUGCAUGUGCAACGCUGCUGUUUUGUUAAUCUAAGCCUAUUGCUUUUUUUCUUAGCUUGCUAUUUUGCGACUAUUAGAUAGUUCUACUCAUAGAUAGUUUUAAUAAUCACAGUGCAACCCAGAGUAAGAAUUUGUUACCUGGUCAUUCAAUUUGCAGGGGAAAAGGACGUCAAGAGAAGAGAAGCUGUAAGACGCAAAACAGCUCAGUACCUUUUGAAAGCUGAAGCUCUCUAUAACGCAUAUCUUACCACCAAUGAAUCACAGGAUGAGAAACCAGAGCAGGUACUGACCAAUUCAUCUUGUUAGAACUGUUCAGACUGAAACUGAAAUUAAUUUUGCAAUUGACUUUAAUAAUGUCAAACUUCCUAUAAAGAGGAAUGUAAUGAACUACAGGGUCUAAAAUUCAUGGUUGUCCAGUUGUCAGAUAUGACUGUAAUGUUUACAGUGAUGACCAAAUCACAGAACGUACAGUUGUAGUUGCCCAUUGGAUGACUGCAAUUGAAGCUGCCAAUAUCAUUAAGAUGUGAUCAGUUAUUAUUAUCUUUGGUUGAGAUUUCUGCUUUAGAAGUUGUACAGUGUAAUGUACUGUAUAACCAGUCUGUUUGGUGAAAGAUUCACAAAGAGACUGAAAAUUAAUUUGGAGAGGGCCGGGGGCCAUUUUAAUAAAACUUUUCCAAUUAGUGUAAAUUAAAAGUGAGGCUAUUGUUUUUAUACUCUAAAACAAUAGCUACAAUUGUAAAUUACACUUGUAAAAGUUUUAUUAAAUUGACCCCAGGAGCCUAUGCAGCCAUAGCUCAGAGCUUCAAAAUUUUUGGUCAUAGUGGAAAAUUGGUUUACUAUGGCUGUUACUGUUUGGCAACUCGAUUUCACCCUGGACAUAUGAAAUGAUGGUUGUCCAGUGUGUAUUAAACCUGGAACCAUUAUCGCUUUUCCAACUAGAAUCUCUGGUUUCCCCAUGUACAUGUACGGCAGCCACAUUUGGGAGGAGCGUCUGCUUCCAUCCCAAACAGGGAAGCAUAUGAUUACUUCAAGAAGCAGUGUGGGGGUUGGGGGGGAAGGGGGGGGGGGAAUAAUAUAUUAAGCAGGAUAAGUAGGGAAAGGAGCACAACUUCAAAAGGGAAGGGGGAGACACUUUUUUAAGGAACGGCUUUAUAUUGAGGGGAGCUUAUUUGGCAGUUUGAGCACGUUUUUAUUUAAUUUACAGUAUACUGAAAAUAUAAGUGUACUACAUGGGUUUGUGUUGAGUAGGGCAAGGGGCUCAUCUUUAAAAUGUACUUUAAUAGGAUAGGGGGAGGAAUCACUUUUCAAGGGGGGUAUAUAUUGAGGGGGGUUAUUAAGUGGGUGGGGCACAUGUUUAUUUAGUUUAAAGUAUACUGAAAUUAUUAGAAUCACUGAGCUUUAUUUGUUUGAUAUGUUGAUUUUUGACAGGAUUCUUCAUCAUCACAUCCUAGUAACAGUAUUUGUGACACUGAUGAUCAACAUAAGUUUAAGGAUCUCACUCUCACAGACUUAAAAGUUAUGGGAAUUGUUGGCAAGGUAUUUAAAUGUCUUUAGAGCGCUCAUAAUAUUCCCUACUCACUAAAAAUAGUUUUUUGCUGCUUGCAUUUAUAACUAAUAUUAAUUGUGGCAAUAAGUGAACUCACACAACAGGAUGGGAGAGGAAAGACAAUGGCAAACCUUGUGAGACAAGCAUGACAAUAAUUUUGUUUGAAUAAACCUUCACGCCAAACUUCACAUACCUUUAAACAGAUCUUUUGGUAGAAGAGCAAAAAACAUGUUAAGUGAAUUCCUGACAAAACACGUUUUUCUUGCAAGUAAUAGCCCUGUCACGUUUAUGACACCCACCAUUUUGCUGUCCUCUCCUUUCUGCCGUCCUGUUGCAUAAACUCACUAUUAUUGAUGGCAGGCAGUGUUAUUCAGUGGUCAGUAUGCCCGAGUUGAGGCUCUGUUUGUGGGGAGUGGGGUACAUGAUCAUGUCCCUGUUUAGAAUUUCAAAACUGGUCAUUUCAUUUAUUGAGGAGAUCAGGGUCAUGUCACCGAUGGUUUUUCUACUACUACUUUUGCACUUGUCACUAUCACAGUUUGAGUUCAUCUUUAUAAGUGUCGAUGUCGCUACAAGGCCAUGUUGUUGUUGGAAUUUUACCUUAUCUUGCAAUCCAAUUCCAUGGUUUAGUCCCUUUCUGACCUCUAGAUGGAUUUCAGGGGUGGAUCCAGGAUUUUUCGUAGGAAGGGAUGCACCGUUAAGGAAUGGCAUAACUGACUGGUGACAUAAAUAAAUUAUUUUAAUAGCGAAUACGAAGAAGAAGACUUUUGACUGGGCAAUAACAUGAUGUGAACUGCUGAGAAUACAUAUCAUACAUAUCUGCAUACUUUGCAGAAUACCAGUCGUAUUAGAAAACCACAGGUCAUUUUGGGGCGGGGGGGGGGGAGGGAUGUUCCCCCGCAUCCGCCACCUAGUUGGCGAAACUGAAAUGUCUGCAUUCAGUUACAGGGUUUGCACAGAUUUUUGAAUCCAAAAUUCAAGACUUUUUCCAGACUUUUUUUCCAAAACAAAAAUUUAUUUUUCCAGACUCAAGGUUAUCAAAUAGGGGAUCAAUAGAGACGUUUAAAAAAAGCAGGAGCAAAGCUUUUUCUUGAUGCGCUGCACCCCCUCAUCCUCCACCUAGAUCCACCCUGGGAUUUGUUUCUGACAGUAGUUCUGAGUUCAACUCCCUGGCUUCUGGCCUGUGGGGAGGAGGGGGGGGGACUGGAAACUGGGUGGUCCAUAACUCCUGCUUCCCGUACAUAACAUUCCCAUCUCCUGUCAAUUUUGUCUUGGCCUCCUCUGUUAGCUCUUUUUUAUUGCAAAAAAGUAAGCAUUGGUGCAAAAUUUAAACCUGCACAGUUACUAAUUGCACCUUCUAUUUGAAAAUUUUUUUUCUGGAUUGUGUUUGGAUCAUACCGCUUUUGUUUUUGAGACUCCAAUACAGGUCUCGCAAAACGUCCCGUCCAACAGUCCAGAAAGUAAAUUUUCUCGUUGGGUUCAAGCAAGUCAUCCUCAAACAAAAUCAGUUCCUAAGAUGAGCAUGAAGUGGCCCUGGGCAAGCAAAACUUGAGAGUGGCUUGUCCAAAUAGGACAAGCUCACAAUUUUUGCAGCCCUGAAAAGGAGAGGGAGAGGAUAACGAGUUAUUUAUUUUAAUAAAUUUCAAAAUGUUCAUUCAGCUAAGGAUGUGCUGUUUUCUCUUUGUUUCUUUAAUUUGUCAUUUAUGUAUUUAUGUAGGUCAUGCUGGUUGAAAAUACCCACAAUGGGGAGACAUAUGUUCUAAAGGUCUGUUAAACAUGCUAAUUUUUCCCUUAGUUAUAAUUAUUAGCCAACAUUGUAUUUCUCCACAAUACACGUGUGGUUUAGUAUUAAGCAAUCAAACGUUCAGGUCUUAUGAACGAUGGAAUCGAUUUCUCAAUGCAUGAGAUACCUCUUGAUUUUUUAAAAUCUCGUUAGUACUAUUGAGAUAAACAUCUUUCUUUGGCUGCAUUGAUCUUAGUGCAUCACGCUGUAUUCACCCUGCGGUCCUGUCUGAAUGACUCAGAAAGCCAGGAAAGGGGACUUGAUGGAGAUAACAAACAUUUUAUGUAAAAAAAAUAAAUAAAUAAAAAUAAAUUGGCAUGAGACAGGCCAACCCUGUUAAGCCAACCAUCUUGGCUAACCGGGCUGGCUAACCUCAUAUAAACAGGCCCUAUGUUAAAUAAAUUUUUAAAUGCCCUGAUUGGGUCUUUGUUAUGUCGAAGAUUGUUCACACGUGUUUUUACUUUGUAUAACCAAAACGUAAAUUUAUAGACUUACCUUAAUACAAACUUUAAAAUAAUUUUUUACUAACGUCACUUUGUCCGUGCUGUUAUAUUCUCCUUGUUAUGUCUGCAUGUUCACGCCACAAACAUAACCACAUAGCUACAUGUACCUUCUUAUUUAAUAAACUAUACUUUGUCAUUAUCUCAUGAUGUCCAAUUGUGAACCAGGCUUUUUAGCAUAAGAUAUGCUUGCUUUUGACCAAAUUUUCUGAUCUGAAGCCCCAUCACUUUUUAAAAAUUGUUAGGCUACAUAUAAAAAAAUAUUUCAAAUGAUUUUAGGCUCUUUGCAAGUCAGGAGCAGUACGGCCACAUGGCCACUCACAUGGAAAUGAGCGCCGGCGCAAGAAAUCUGUGAGACGUCUCUAUGUAAGUAAACCAAAAGUGCCCACUUUCACACUAGCUAAAGUGCAUAAUUUUAGGAGGUGCUCUAAAAAAAACUUGUUACCCCCCUCCCCCCUUACCUUCUGUUAUAAAAAAAAAUUCUCCAACACAGUCUUCAUUCAGGUAUUAUUAAGUAACAUGAAAUUAGGGUUUGUUUAUUCAAAUCAUGCACACCUCAAUACCAACCACUGUUGCACAGUUAUCAACAAAUAAUAGUUCCUGGGUUCUUCCCAUAGUGGACAUGUAGAUGUCGUCAUUUGAUUGAUACAUUAUCGCAUGGGAAGCUUUACUUCUGGAAGCAGUUUGUUAUCUUACUGCAUUAAACACUGCAUUUCAAAGCGCAUAUCUUUGUUAUGCGUAGUCACUAAAACAAGGAGUGACCUACAAUGAUCUACAAAGACCCGCAAUGAUCUACACUGACCUACAAUAAGCUACCAUGGCCGAACGUUGGGACCAUAAAAUAAUGGUGAAGGUCCCUGCUGUGAUCUAAAAUGAGGAUAGGAAUAAGACAGAAAAAGAUCCCGGGGGGACAAGUUUGAUUACAUGUAAUGAUGAUGUUAAUAAUAAUGAUAAUAAUAAUGUCGCCAAAAAAACCUUUGGAUGAUUUUCCUGUGUUAUAACAUUAUCCGAAAAUUUGCUUGACAAUAGUCAAGUUUAGAUUUGGGUCAUUCUCAACCUUGUAAAGAGUAUUGACUUUAGCUCAGCAACAUGGUUUUGAUUGAUUCAAGCAACAGAUUUGCCCAUGCAAGCGCAGGAAAGAAUUUGCACUGCAAAGAUAAUGCAUAAGUAACGAGCUAUGUUCCUUCUUCCUACAUGAAGUCAUCCAGAUAGGUAAAAUUCCUUUUCUUGAGUGAUUCGACAAAACAAGGUAAUACUACGUAAAAACGCGAUUGCAAUAAUUUAUUUUGAAAAUCCUGCCACUUCUCAAGUUACCUGAGAUCAGGUUCUAUGUUUGUUUUUGCCUUAUUAGAAAUGUGCCUGCAUGGCAAGUUUCCUCUGAAAAUGUGAGCCAAGUGUCGCGUCCAAGCGUGAUAUUUGUGUCUCGUUUAGGGAAACCAUCCAGCGCCACACGACACACAUCGUUGUAUGUCAUUUUUGUAGCUGUUUGUGGAGAAUUGUUUUUGUAGCUUAUUGUAGGUCAUUCCCUGUUUUUUAGUAACUACGCCUUUUAUGACAUUUACAGCCAAGUUGUUUUAUGCAACUCAUCUGUAAUAUUCUCCUUUCAUCUUUGUUUGUUUGUUUUUUUUUUUUCAUUUUAGGGCAAGUAUCCAAACAUAGUUCAACUCUUUCGGUAUUUUGAGACAGGCAGCUCUAUUUACCUUUUAUUGGAAUAUGCACGGGGCGGUAGGCUCUGGGAUCAUAUUGCCUGUUACCGUAGUAACCAAGAGUCACAUGCCACUGGAAAUGCCCGUGAACAAAACAGACUGGGUUUGAAAAAGACUACUCAUGAUCAGUGUGACAAAAAUGAUGAAAAUGAUGCAGUUAAUGUGAAAAGAACUUCUUACCAAGAAGCAGGAAAAGAUUUGGCAGAAGACAGAGUUCCAGAAAAUAUAACUAACAAUAACGCUAAAAAUUUAUGUAGUGGACAAGCUAGCGAGGACUCCACAAAAACUUCAAAUGUCUCCCUAGUACAACCAGAGCUUAGUACAAAGACUAAUGGUGUCACCAGCCCUUAUAAUGGCAAUAAUAGUGAACUGUCUGUUACAAAAGAAGGGAGUAAAGGAGAUAAGGACUUGGUGAGGACGUGCACUGAAAAAGCAGAAGCUGACGCUUCUCGCGACAACAAGCACCUUCUGUUCUUGAAACUGGAUGAGUAUUUUGCUUCAUCGUCGCAACGUUUACCAGAUGAGAAUGUUAAAAUUUGGGCGGCGGAAAUUGUGUUGGCUGUUGCUUACUUGCAUACGUCUGGAAUAAUUUGCAGGUAACAAAAGUUUUUUAAAAGUUUAGGUACUUCUUACUUACUUUCGGUCGACGCCUAGAAGGCAACAGGAAGAAAACUGACCCCAUAUGCAUAAGGCCCGAUCUCUCAUACAGCUUUCUGGAUCUCUAACGUUCUCCACACCAGUGUCCCUCAUCAGUGUGUUUCUGUGGGCAGUUGUCAGACUUCCUCUCUUAGCCCUUCCAUGUCUAAGCACCCAUGUUAUCAGCUGUUGCACUGGAGAGCUUUCACCACGAAAACAUGUCCAGAAAGAGUAAUUCUUCUUUUUUGAAUGGUAGUGCUCACCUCUUCUAAACUGCCAAAGUUUAAGUUUAUGUUUUAUCCCAGCUGUUAAUAUCCAAGGUCGUUGAUUUGAUUUUUGUUGGGGACUCAGUUUCUUUUUGCCAAGAAAGCUCUUCAACUAGAGAUUUUACUCUGACAACUAAAAUGCUCUUUAUGAUAACUUGCAUUUUGCAUUUCUCACAGAGACUUGCACCCUAAAAAUGUUCUCCUUGACGAGGAAGGUCAUGUUCUUCUUACAUAUUUUGGUUCAUGGGAAGAGACAGAGCAUGUUCCUGACGAAGAAGCUGUGAACCAUUUCUACUGUGCUCCGGGUUAGUAACAUAAAAUGUUAACCCUUUAAGCCCCAGUAUUAACAUACAAAUUCUCCAAACUGAUCUCUCUCUCUUGAGAGAACUUGAUAAAAGAUCAAAGCAUUUUCUCCUAGGUGAUCAUUUUAUUAAUUCUCAUAACCUAAUCUCUUGACAUUGUAUGGAUAUCGUUGGGAGAAAAUUGAUGUUGGUCACUAUUAGGCCUUAAAGGGUUAAUGUAAAGCGGGAGUCUUAACCCUUGAAGUCCCAAGAGUGACCAACAUCAAUUUUCUCCCAACCAUAGAGAGCUCAUUUUUGAUUUGAGGACGAGGAAGACUACGAGUACGAGAUUUAACUUAAAAGUUUUUUCGCGUAUUGUCGAAAAAUGUUCAACCUGGAGAGCUUCAUUAUACUAUUUUUCACCUGAAAAAUUAGUGCGGUUAUUUUUAUUGGAGGAGCUUUAGCUCUUUCCCGGUUGCAAACGAUUAAACUUCUAAAAUUUGAUAUUUUGUUUCCGCCACUACGACAUUCUCGCUAAAACUCGUAGUAGAAGUUUGAUCAUAGUUUGCGACCGGGUAAGGGCGAAACCUUAUUCAAUGAAAAUAGUCCCACUAAUUUUUUCAGGCGAAAAAUAGUACAAGGAAGCUUUCCCGGUUGAACAUUUUUCGACAAAACGCGAAAAAACUUUAAGUUAAAUCUCUUACUCGUAGUCGUCGUCGUCCUCAGAUUUAAAGCUCUCAAAUGUAUGUUACUUUAAAUGCCUGAUCAAACAGUCAUACAAUUCUCACAAAACUUGUGGGAUGUGAAGACCAUGGUAAUUCAAACAAUUAACUCUUCAACCCCCAAUUAUAAAAUACAAUUUCUCCUUUCUUGUCGCUUACUUUUCUUAUAGGAAUAGUGGGAAGAAUUUGGUAAAAUAUCAUGAGCAUUAACCCUGGGUUGUCAGAUCCUUAUUUCUCAGUGCGUACCUCUCUGAUUGAUUAUGCUUUGAAGUUUUGAGGGGAAAUUUAGUAAUAGUUAUAAUUGGGGCUUCAUAAGGUAUAAAUUAUGUUCAUCAUCACAUAAGAAAACAGCUUUGUAAUUCUGAAAACAAAAGAGAUAUGGCCUGCCUUGAAGAUGUAAGUUAACCCCGGCUAGUGACAUCUGACAAGCAGCAGGCAGCGCCGAGAUACUUGUUCUGGCCCACAGUGGGCUCAACAAAUUACUUGUUUAAAUUAAUGUACUUCUCUAAUGUGUAAUGCUUUCUUUGUUACGGUUAAAUUCGUCAGAGAUUUGGCAGAUUGAUGAGAUUACUGUUGCAGCUGACUGGUGGAGUGUUGGAGCUCUCCUCUAUGAACUGAUUACAGGGCAGGUUAGAGUCAUGUAUUUAUUGCUGCGCAGCUACCGAAGGGAGCGAGCAGCAACAUAAUCAGGAUUUAAAGGAAAUAUAUAAGGGGCGACGAAUUGUCGAAUUCAUCACUUUUUACCACAAUGCAUUGCAUUUAACCACAUUUUUUACCACAAUGCAUUGCAUUUAACCAGAGUGCAUUGCGCCACGAACAACUCAAAUAAAAACACGGGAAAGUUCGGUGGGUGAGAGAGUGCAUCGUUCGCUGCUCAGACUUAGAGUUUUCUUUGUGGCAAAUUUUCUACAGCACGGUUAGAAGUCUUACCAAAUUUUAAGACACGCAGGAGUCUUUCAGAUGAGUACGAUGGUUAACUUGGGGAUUGGAUUUCAAUUCAAGAGCCUUUGACUCGUCCAGGUGUUAAACCUGACGAGAAGAUGAGCAUUUGCUCUUCGACUCCGCAACACGGGGGAUAUACAAAUUCCAGUUUGCUAGAAGGUGAUGUGAAAGUGAGAAAAUGUCAUGCAAUGCUAUUCUUAAGAAACUGUAUGAGCCGAAAAUGGAUGUGAUUUUGACCAUUCGCUUCAAAAUAACAGCGGAAAUCGAGAUAACAAAACAUAUGUUUUGUGUCCUACUUUGCAUACGAGGACGUGUAUCGGCGUUUUGAAAAGCAUAAUUAUGUUCUUUCAUUCAUUCAUUGCCAUGGAAUAUGCGUUUACAUUGUUUUUUCACUGUUAAUAGCUCGGUUAAUGCGGCUGGCGAUCAUCUUGCCGGCGGAAGUUUCAUGGAAAAGGAAUAAAAUGAAAGACUUUUCCUAACGAUUUCGUAAUCAGCCUCUGUGGUGAAGUGGUUAGGUGUAGUCGCGUCGAGUCGAAGGUGCCGGUUCGAGUCCUACCGAAUUAUUGAUUGCUUUUUUUUUCUUUCUGUUUUUUGUGUUGUUUUCUAUAAAUAUAUAGCUAAAUAACUGUUACUUAAUAAAGUGCAACAAACAGCAAGAAAAGUAUUGUGUUUCCAGAGAAAAUAUCGUGCACCGCAUAUUAAAUAUAUGGAUAAACAAUCUGAUUUUCUAUUAUUUCCUACAAUUUACUGUGCGAAAACCAGAGUUGAUAACCACUUGAUCAUUUUCUAAACAACGUUCCCACGAGUUCUUUCUAUAGACUGAUAGUAAUUAUUCUAGUACUUUCCAACAUGUAAAUAGGACAUUCAAUGUCAUUUUUGAUUCUUUUAAGUCUCACUGCCUAACUAAUGCCAGUAUCAACAGAAUGUGCCACAGCAUUACUAUCUUUUAGAUACCCUAGUUUAGCUACUGUUUGCCAAAAUACUUGAAAAUUUAGAGUCUUCGAAGAGUGCAAUGGACAAAAGUUCUUGGGACAGUAAUGCAAUUUUCAAAGUUUUCUUUCAUACAGGGUUUUCUCAUAAAACAGUGCAUCCUUUUCGAGAUUUUCUUGCAGUUCUCCCUCCCCCACCCUAUACAAAGUUGAAACUCGGAAAAAAUUCUGGAUACACGCGUCCACUUUUGUCUGUGGGGUGAGGGGAGGGGUUGGGCCUCUAUGCAUUGGAAAACGCCCAGAAAUGCAAAAGUGUCCCAAUACUUAAAUCCAUGACUGAAUGCUUAAACGUUAUAAUUUAGAGGACGUUGUUGACGUAAGUGUAGCUUCAAGUAUACAUAGAUAAAGAAUGACCACCGUAGUAAUGUACACAAUUUAAAUGAGCCGUAUCACCAUCUUUUCUCAUUGGUUUAAAACUCAUUAAAAAUACUGUUGAAGUUUUCCUUGCGACCUCUUUCGUAAGCGACCAGCUCUAGUUACGACCACCUUAGAGAAACCCUGUUUGAGCUGUGGCUUAUAUUUUGUUAUGAAAAGCUCCCGUAAGCGACGGCAACCACUUUUGGGAUUAUCCAGCUGUACUUUUCCUUUGUUUUUAAGCUCUCAUAAACGACCACUCAGACCCGAUAAUACAGGAAAUGAGACGGCUUAAAAAUCUCCUGAUGCAGAUCAACUUAGUCUUGUACUAAUAUUUUGAUUAGGGGUUAUUUCGGUCUAAAAAAUUGGACGAAAAGUUUAUCCGUGUCUUUGUCAGAUAUAAAGACAAUCAUUAAACAUUUUUAUUCCUUUUGUUUUUUCUUUAUCAAUUGUUAAUGAGUUUCUGAAGCUCUCGUAAGCGACCACCCCCUAUUGUGUUACCAUGCGGUCGCUUACGAGAGCUCAUUCUCGUAAACGACCAGCUCUAGUUACGACCACUUCAGUUUCCGAGGUGGUCGCUUACGAGAGCUUCGACUGUAAUUAGAAACAAAGAAAACCUCCAGAUAAAUGGUACAUAAAUUGUAGGUACGUGUGUUUGAUUUUUGACAAGCAAAAACGUGCGAACGGAAUACAACAUCAAAAAUAGACCAAAACCUUUUCAGAUUCAAUUGUUGCAUGCUUUUCUCCCUUUGAAAUAGUUAUGCCUUGAUAUGUUGCUUUUAGAGUUCCUAGUAUGUUUGAAUGUGGCUGAGAAUACUUAAAGUUUCUUCAUUUGCAUGUUAGUUACUGAAGGGUAUAUUGUCUUUAUAGUUAAUUAUUUUUAGUUAUUUCAUCACCCAAUUGUUGAAUUUUGCUUCUUUUAUUUUAUGCCUUUUCUCUUGACAUUUUUUGGUCAAUGUCGUUUAAAAUCCAGGCCCUCUCAAGUGCACAUCCCUGGGGAAUACAAACUCACACCGAAAUUCAGCUACCAAUUAAGAUUUCACCAGAAGCUAAAUCGCUUCUAAGAGAGGUACGUAGUUUACUGUUAAAACAUUUCACUUGCUUCGUACAGUGGAACCUCGAUAUAACGAACCUCUAUACAACGAAGUCCUCGGUAUAACGAACUGUUUUCUUUACCCCAGUAUAAUAGUAAAAUAAAUGGAAAAGAACUUCGAUAUAACAAAACCACGGUAUAGUGAACAAAUUUUGCCAGUCCCUUGGCCCUUUGUUACAUCGAGGUUCCACAGUGUUGGAGAAUGCAGUAGGGAUCAAUAUUAUUGGGACACUUUUGUAUUGUUGGGUGGUGAUAUUCUGUGUACAGGGCCCCAAAAAGGACACUGUGGCAGCGUCCACACUUGGUGCCCGUGCACGUUGAUGGAGUAUGGUACUCGCUGGGCACUGGUGUGAACACACGUGGGUAUUUUUUUAAGUACCCACGCCCGAAUUAGAGGACGGCGCCAGUGCCCGAGUACUUAACUAGUAGAGUUGAUAUAUUAUAAAAUUGUAUAUAUAGUUUUUUCUUGUUUAUUGCAUAGGUGUAUUUUCGAAGUAUAUUGAAUAUCGUGUAUCUUUUAAGUAGUUUUAGAAUAGUUAAAUCUUAUUAGCUUAUAGUAUUAUGUAUAUAUAUUUCUUUUUAAUAAGUAAUUUAAGUAGUGUCCCCGAUUAGUAGGCCUGACGGCAAGCUAGAAGAUUAGACACUUAAAUAAAGUUGAUUGAUUGAUUGAUUGAUUGAUUGUACAAGGUCGAGACCUUGUUUUCGAGCUCUUAAUAGGUAGGCACCGAAUCCCACUGGCAGCCGAAGCCACUGGUAGUGUCUAUACCAGCUUUUUUUUUCUUUUUUUUUUUUUUAGUUUCGGGGUAAUCAACUGCUUUGCACUCCCUGCAAAGUUUGUUAAGUUUCGAAAUGGCGUCUGUCAGGGCGAAAUAAAGUAUCUGUGAACACAGUUACAUUAGGUGUGUAAACAACGCCAUUUUGUGCCAGCACUCAGGCAUUAGUUCUGGACAGCUCCUGAGACGUAAAAGAAUGUUUGGCUUCGAAAGUGGGAUUUGCCCAUCCUCCGCUAGACAGCGAGCAAUCAGUUCGAAAACGUUUAAGUGAUUCUUUGCUUUCUCUUCAUUCAGCUUCUACGAGUAACACCCUCUGAAAGAUUAGGUAAGUUGUCUCUGUUUUUCAAAUAACACGCCCCAAAAUGAUAUUAACACGGCAACACUAGACUACAGAUUGAGUGCGUGAAAGUCUGGGAUGAAAGAGUCGACAACCCAUGCCACGUGACCACGUUACGACGACGGCAGCAAAAACUUCGCCCAAAAAGUGAAUUUGCGCUGUCUUUAUCUCCAUCGCUCCUAUUCCAACUCCAUUAAUCUGUCUGUCUGUUUUAAGGAGUUGUAGACUGCGAGCAGUCCGUCAGGAUGGUCACGCGAGCGAGGAAAUCGAGCGUAGCGAGCGAAAGCCGAGGGGAAGCUGGGGAGGAGGCGGGAAAGGAAGGAGGGACUGCCUCUAACUGCCCCUCGUCUUCCCGUCUCUCUCCAGUUUCCCUCUCGGCCAAUUCGCUCUCUCCAGUUCUGCCGAGCUUAGACUAGACUGACUGAAGAGGGACUGCUGGCAGUCUAAAGCAGUUGAAAUCCAAUGACUCUAUUUACAUGUAAGUUCACCAAAAAAGAAGAAGAAAAUCUCUCUUGUAUUUACGUCCUCCAAAGCGUGAAAUCAGGAAGUUUCACGUCGUAGUCGUGCAACGAUGGCAACAAAAUGGACCAAAAAGUCUGAUGCACGUGCAAAAUUGUUGUUUUGCUGCUUUAAACCUAAGGCCCUUUUGCAAUUCUCGUUGCUUUUGCCGUCGUCGUGAGGUAACAUGGGGCGGGUUAGCCCACCUAACAUGUAAACGUGAUCACAUUAAAAUGAGAGAUUAUAUGGACAGGCGGGAUACCCCACAUAAGCGGGUUACCUCAACUAUCUGGGUUACCCCACCUUCACGUAAACAGGCCCUUAAGCUCCCUAUUAAAUUUCAGCGAUAUCAGACUAACAAAAAAAAGCCUAGGGAGGCCUUUCAGUCUGUUUCUGCCACAUUUAGCUGUUGUUAGUGGCGUAUUGCGGUAACCCUUUUGUAUUUUUUUUUUAUCAAAAGGCUCUGGUGUUAAUGGUGUGGAGGAAAUCAAGUCGCAUCCUUUCUUCAAUGGAGUAAACUGGACAUGGCUCUGUUCAAGAAUAAGUUAACCAUUCAAAGAUUCAAAUCGCUUGUAAUUAUGCUGAAUACCAAUUGACCCAGACAAAGAAAGACUCUUGAGACAUAAGAGUUUCGUUUAUUGUUAAAAAUAUUGUUGUACUUGUCUAUUAAUUAAAUUGGCGUUGUAAUGGUGCGCUUGUAGGGGCAAAUCAUCGUCAGUUUGCUUUUUGAUGAAUUAACCGCAAAAUUAAUAAGCAGAAUUUUAGGAGAGAAUAUAAAAUUUAUGUUCACUUCGAGGGUAAUGACAGAAAUUUUUCUUUCAGAAUUUUUUUUUUUUAUCGAAGAAUUUCUAUUUUUUCCACUUCGCUGUCCCUCUCGCACACUAAAGAGAGCUUGAAGCGAAAGCUUUUAGGCAACAAUUUUUCAGCAGAAAAUUAU